UGCUGCUCAUGAAUUUGAAGUUCAGAAUUGAUACAAAUUUUUAAUGGAGAUAAACUUGGGGAAGCUUCCAUUUGAUGUUGAUUUUCAUCCUUCGGAUCAGCUCAUUACUGCUGGGCUUAUCACUGGCGACCUUCUUCUUUACCGCUAUUCCACUGAUUCACCAGCACAAAGGCUAUUGGAAGUUACUGCACAUGGCCAAUCAUGUAGAACAGUUCGAUUCAUCAACGAGGGUCGUGCAAUCGUCACGGGGUCACCGGAUUGCUCGAUUCUGGCCACGGAUGUGGAAACAGGGUCUGCUAUUGCUCGUCUUGAAAACUCUCAUGGUGCUGCUGUUAAUCGAAUAAUCAGCUUAACAGAGUCCACCAUUGCCUCUGGAGAUGAUGACGGUUGUAUUAAGGUAUGGGAUACCAGACAACAAUCUUGCUGCAAUUCUUUUGAUGCUCAGGAAGAAUAUAUUUCAGAUAUGACUUUUGCAUCUGAUUCCAUGAAACUUUUGGGAACAAGUGGAGAUGGGACACUAUCUGUUUACAAUCUACGAAGUAACAAGGUUCAAACUCGAUCUGAGUUUUCCGAAGAUGAGCUGCUCUCUGUAGUGAUUAUGAAGAAUGGUCGAAAAGUUAUAUGUGGGACACAAACUGGAACUCUACUAUUGUAUUCCUGGGGUUAUUUCAAGGAUUGCAGUGAUCGCUUUGUAGAUCUUUCUCCUAAUUCUGUUGAUGCUUUGUUGAAGCUCGAUGAAGAUAGGCUUAUUGUUGGAACUGAGAAUGGACUCAUCAGCUUGGUAGGCAUAUUGCCCAACAGAAUAAUUCAACCCAUUGCAGAGCAUUCAGAGUAUCCUGUUGAGCGUCUUGCUUUUUCUCAUGACCGGAAGUUCCUUGGCAGCAUAUCACAUGAUCAGACAUUGAAGAUAUGGGAUUUGGAUGAUUUACUGCAAGGCCCGAGAAAUACUAUAAAGAGUUCUUCGGCUGUGGCAGACAGUGAUAGUGAUGAGAUGGACGUGGAUAGUCUUGAGAAAUCCUCUAGAGGGACCAAGAGAAAAAUUGCAAAUCAAGUGCAAAAUGAAAACAGUUCAAACAGUUUUUUCGCAGAUUUAUAGUUCGAUAGUGGUAUUACUCUUGCACUUUUGAUAACUUUGAUGGUGGCUGCUGUCCUGAUGAAAUGGAGAUUUGCAGAGAGAAUGCCCUUUUUUUAUGAGUUUUACGAUACAUUGUAUAAUGCUCACAUUAUAAUGUACGUUGGGGAAAUGGGCUGCUUUUAGGGCUAUCCCUGAUCAUGCAAACCCUAAAUUAUACCGGGAUAAACAGAUGUGGUGUUGAGGCAGUGGAGUGGGCUGUCCUCUUUUGUCUGGGAAAAAUAAUAAACGUUCUAGCUUUUAUUCAUUUGAUUUCUUAAAAAAAUUGGAGUGCACAUUUGAAUUAGUGAUGAAACAACUGUUGCUUUUGG
Ilex paraguariensis (yerba mate) is the source of this 1443-nucleotide messenger RNA. NCBI's taxonomy places the organism in Eukaryota, Viridiplantae, Streptophyta, Magnoliopsida, Aquifoliales, Aquifoliaceae. The record is from the annotation of a GenBank genome assembly.